GCAUCGACCGGUGGAUCGUUCCAUGCAGUCUGAUCUAGCGGAGGAUUCGCCACUCGAACAGCUUUUGAGCUUAGCAUUGCUUCGACGGCAGGUGCGAAGCUCCCGGUUGAAGAAUACCCGCAUUGCAUGCAGCCCAACUGAUUCCUCAUCUCGUAUGACAGUCACGAAGGUCGAGGUGGGUAAGAUACGUCUCGUAUGAGGCGUCUGCCGGGACAAUGACGUUCUCUGCAAAAGCUGGUCAACCGGCCGGCCAGCAAGGACAUGCACAUUGCACAACCUUCAGCAGAGCUGAACCCAACAAAGAAAACGGCUGUUCAGACAGCUCGCCCGAGCUGGACACGAGCAGCACUCGAGCUUGCAUCGGAGAGCCGGCUCUCAGCUCCUUCAAGCAACGUCAUAUGCUGGGACACUCCGUUUCAUUGGAGCUUGAUUGAGCUGCUUCCAACUCCCCGAGCUUGGGCAAUUCUGAAAGCUGUACAUUUUUCGAAGGAGUCCCUUAGCGCCGGAAUAGUAUCCCGUCGAGAAACGUAACCUGCACUGAACCCGCCCGAAACAAUGGCGUCUGCCGGAUUGAUCGCCCUUCAGGGCUCUGCUGUGCGCGGGGUGACGUCUGCAUGUGGUUCCAGCAGCAGCGGCUUCCUUGAUACUCGUUCCUGUGCGUCGCACAACCUGGCGCUUUUGGGCAAAACCCCAAUUGCCGGUGCAAAGUCGGCCAGAAAUGUCCGGAGGGGUUUGAAGGUUCGCGCUGAGGACGAUGGCGCGUGGCAGGACCCCAUCACGACAGGCAUUUCGAAAACCGUGGAAGCGGCCAGGAAUGUGGUUAAGACUGUAAGACCAGCCGUUCAAACGGACCCCAAAAACCUGGAGCAUGGAACGCCCUACCCUAUUCAACAACAGGGCUUCCCGGGUGACGAGUACAAGAUGGACCCGAGGCCUGACUAUGGACGGGACAGCUACAAGGGCCACAACCGGUUGCAGGACAAGAUUGCGAUUGUGACCGGCGGAGACAGCGGCAUUGGGCGAGCGGUGGCGCUGGCAUAUGCCCGCGAGGGAGCCCACCUGGUUAUUCCGUAUUUGAACGAGCAUGAAGACGCGAAGGAGAUCAAGGAAGUCAUUGAGCAGGAAGGAAGGGACUGCACACUGAUUCCUGGCGACCUGUCUAAGGAGGAACAGUGCCAGAAGGUCAUUGACGACACGCUCGAGAAGUACGGCCGGAUAGACAUUCUCGUCAACAACGCCUCCUUCCAGGGCAAGCACGUGAACCAUCUGGAAGAGAUCACGCGCGACCGCCUCGAGUUCGCUUUCGACACCAACAUCAUUGCUAUGUUCCGACUGGCCACGCUGGCAUACCCGCACAUGCGGCCCGGUUCUUCCAUCAUCAACACCACGUCAAUCGUCGCCUACCAGCCCAUUCCCGGCAUCCUCGAUUACGUCUGCACCAAGGGCGCGAUUGUAUCCUUCACCAAGGGCCUGGCCGAGAUGCUGAUGGUGCAAAAGGGGAUCCGAGUGAACGCCGUCGCUCCGGGGCCCAUCUGGACGCCCAUCACCGUCGAGUCAUUCACGGAGCCGAUGGUGGCAGGCUUUGGCGGGCCCCAGACGCCGACGGAGCGCGCGGCGCAGCCCAAGGAGCUGGCACCCAUCUACGUGUUGCUGGCGUCAGAGGAGGCGUCAUUCAUGAACGGUUGCGUGUACGGAGUGACCGGGGGACUGCCCAUCAACUAGAUCAGUAUUUUGAGCCUAGCUGAGUUGUAUGCAUGCGCGCAAUUUUAAACCCAAAUGUGUAACUUGGAUUGGUAGAGUUGAGUUGUGCAAGCCGUCUUGGGCAAGAAUUUUGACGUGGAAUCUGUAGAUUUUUGAUGCGGAGAGUGAGGAGAGGUGCGAUCAUUCGAUGUGAAAUUGUUGGUAUUCUGUACAGAAGGUUGCAUAAGGCCAUGAGGCCAGCUCUUUUUGGUAGAGUUGUAUAGAUGGAUCGUUGAUCAUUGUUCCUGGUCGACGAUUUAACCAAAUCUGUGUACUGUGUUGGAAUCAGGUCGUUAAACCAAUUGAGUCACUACUGUAACAAGUGUAGAACCAUUAAGCGUUUUGAGAGGGAUUUGAAUUAGAAUUGCGGGAGCAUCCGAU
This is a messenger RNA of Klebsormidium nitens, 2121 nucleotides long. Lineage: Eukaryota; Viridiplantae; Streptophyta; Klebsormidiophyceae; Klebsormidiales; Klebsormidiaceae. The record is from the annotation of a GenBank genome assembly.